This is a messenger RNA of Orbicella faveolata, 1324 nucleotides long. Its product is annotated as synaptobrevin homolog YKT6-like. The record is from RefSeq and is a predicted model, not a curated record. Gene Ontology annotation, cellular component: Golgi apparatus; membrane. Gene Ontology annotation, biological process: endoplasmic reticulum to Golgi vesicle-mediated transport. NCBI's taxonomy places the organism in Eukaryota, Metazoa, Cnidaria, Anthozoa, Scleractinia, Merulinidae. Gene Ontology annotation, molecular function: SNAP receptor activity.
AAGGGAAGGCUACCAAGCCUCGGUAGUGCUUGAACAAGAAAACUUUCGAGAAGAAGGGGUCUUUAGUAAAUGAAAUCAGUGUACUAAGAUAAUCUAAGGAUGAAAUUAUAUGCCCUAAGUGUCUUACGAAAAGAUGCGAAGUCAAAGACGUUAGUGUCCGCCUUUGAUCUUCAAUCAUUUGGGUAUUUUCAAAGAUCAAGUGUAAAAGAAUUUAUGCAGUUUACCAGUCAAAUACUUGUGGAGAGAACAAGAACAAAUGAAAGAGCCUCAGUGAAAGAACAAGAAUAUGUGUGCCAUGUGUUUGUUAGGUCAGAUUCUCUUGGAGGAGUUCUUGUCUCAGAUCUUGAGUAUCCACAAAGAGUUGUUUUUACACUUUUAAAUAAAGUUCUAGAGGAUUUCUCCCAGAAAUUUUCACCUUCAGUUUGGAAAACAGCAGAGCCAAAUUCAAUAACUUGGCCAGAAUGUGAGAAAUAUUUGCAAGAUUAUCAGAAUCCAAGAGAAGCUGAUGCAAUGACAAAAGUACAAGCAGAACUAGAUGAAACAAAAAUAGUCUUACAUAACACAAUUGAAGCCGUGCUACAAAGAGGAGAGAAACUUGAUGAUCUUGUAGAGAAGUCUGAAGGAUUAACCCUGCAAUCAAAAGCCUUUUACAAAACUGCAAGGAAAACAAAUUCAUGUUGCUGUAUACAAUGAAUUAUUUCAUGGAAUCAUCACAGAAGACUGUUAUUUUUGUACAUAAUUAUAGUGUUUUUGUUCUGAGAUUUACAAAAUACAAAUAAAUAUAGAGCUGGUUAUCCACAAAGGCCACUUUCAUUUUAAACUGACUUGGAUCCAGGGCUCAUGAGCAAAAACAAAUUUAACAACAACAAAUCACUUAUUUAUCCUUCAGUCUCAAUGUGAUUUCUUGUGUUAUUCUUCCAAGCCUUGGAGCUAAGUUAAAUAUUUGGCUUUUUAGAAAUGGCCUACAGAGCACUUUCACAGCUGCCCCAAAGGAUUUGUUCCCCAAAGACAAAUUUCAUCAAUCCAGGGGAAACCAACCUGGACAAUGUAAUGUCAUGUAAACCAAACUCUGUUAAAAAUCAACUUUUUUGAGAGAAGUGUUGAAUGUAAUAUUCUACCCGUGUUCUUUACUAUUUGGUGUUUCUACCAUUUGUUGAUCCUAAUUUUGCAUGCUGUGAAAACCACCGAUCUGCUAUACUUUAUAAUCAAUGUAAAUGUAUUACAUAAAUUAUGCAAUUUAGAUGAAUUAUGGAUAGAUAUUUGAAGGAAUACAACCAUAAUACUCAUAGGAAAGAGCGGCAAUUAAACUAGAUCAACUGUUGAA